Molecule: messenger RNA, 913 nt
Organism: Sphaeramia orbicularis (orbiculate cardinalfish)
Lineage: Eukaryota; Metazoa; Chordata; Actinopteri; Kurtiformes; Apogonidae
Gene: rgra
Product: retinal G protein coupled receptor a
Exons: 7
Coding region: 1-888 (295 amino acids)
Biological process (GO): G protein-coupled receptor signaling pathway; visual perception; phototransduction
Cellular component (GO): membrane
Molecular function (GO): G protein-coupled receptor activity
Source: RefSeq, a predicted model, not a curated record
AUGGUCUCGUCUUACCCUUUACCGGAGGGCUUCUCCGAGUUUGAUGUGUUCUCCCUGGGAUCGUUUCUGCUGGUGGAGGGGCUGCUGGGCUUCUUUCUAAAUGCGGUGACAGUCGCUGCCUUCCUCAAAAUCAGAGAGCUGAGGACUCCCAGCAAUUUCCUAGUGUUCAGCUUAGCCCUGGCUGACAUGGGCAUCUCCAUGAACGCCACGGUCGCCGCUUUCUCCAGCUUUCUGAGGUACUGGCCUUAUGGCUCCGAAGGAUGCCAGACUCAUGGUUUCCAGGGUUUCAUGACAGCUUUAGCCAGCAUCCACUUCAUAGCUGCCAUUGCCUGGGACAGAUACCACCAGUACUGCACCAGGACAAAGCUGCAGUGGAGCAGUGCCAUCACUCUCGCUGUAUUCGUCUGGCUUUUCACUGCUUUCUGGUCCGCCAUGCCUCUUAUUGGCUGGGGAGAGUAUGACUAUGAGCCCCUGAGGACCUGCUGCACUCUGGACUACAGCAAAGGAGACAGAAACUAUGUGUCUUACUUGAUUCCCAUGUCCAUCUUCAACAUGGCCAUUCAGGUGUUUGUUGUCAUGUCCUCCUAUCAGUCCAUUGCACAGAAAUUCAAGAAAACCGGAAACCCCAGGUUUAACCCCAACACUCCCCUUAAGACCAUGCUCCUCUGCUGGGGCCCCUACGGCAUCCUGGCCUUCUACGCCGCUGUGGAGAACGCCAAUCUGGUGUCUCCUAAGCUCAGGAUGAUGGCCCCCAUCCUGGCUAAGACCUCUCCCACCUUCAACGUUUUCCUGUACGCCUUGGGAAAUGAGAACUACAGAGGAGGCAUCUGGCAGUUCCUCACUGGGGAAAAGAUUGAAGUGCCUCAAAUUGAGAACAAGUCCAAAUAAACUAUAAACAUAUAAUAAUCACACA